AUGAGCACCAUACCCAUUGGACAUUUAUAUGGGUUCAAUACGACAGAGCAUACGAUAGAAAACGAAUCAAGAUGCUACUCAAACCUAGGAUGUGUUAGUUACGGCCCUGAGUGGUAUCACAAACUAUAUCGUCCUGUAAACGAAUUUCCACUAGCUAGGCACACGGUCAACACCCAGUUCUUGCUAUAUAGCCAGCUAGAGGGCCCAUAUGAGGGCCCUAAGGAGAAGCAGCCCUUGCUGAUCGAAGUGGUGUCGGCAGUCCCUUCUACUGUUAACAUUUCUGCUUAUGUCACCGGCAUGCCAGUCAGAAUGAUAAUACACGAUUUUACCAGUAGUGGUUUUACGGGUUGGAUUAAGCAUUUAGCCCAUGCAUUAAUCGACGUACCAAAUUCAGGAAAUGUAAUAUCUGUUAACUGGGAAGAGGGUGCUGAACCACCGUAUACUCAAGCCAUAGGUAAUGCUCGACUUGUAGCAUUGGAAAUUAUACAUUUUGUGGAAAUGCUACACGAUCACUAUGGACUCGAAUUUCCACAUCUGCAUAUAAUAGGCCAUGGAGUUGGUGCUCAUAUAGCUGGUUAUGUUGGCAAAGCUAUAGGAAAAAUCACUGGUCUUGAUCCCAACGGACCUUAUUUCGAAAGAAUGCCAAAAAAUGUCAGAUUGGAUAUAGGCGACGCUGCUUAUGUAGAAGUUAUACAUACAGAUGCGGAACCCAAUGGCCAAGGUAUUAUGGAAGCCAUCGGCCAUGUCGAUUUUUAUCCGAACAACGGUUAUUCCCAACCUGGAUGCAACGUGUCUAAAAAAUAUCCACAUCUCUUGGAACUGACGAGGGAUUCUCUAAAAGAAGGAGAGAUAUAUCCGGGAUGUUCACACAAACGAUCAUUUAACUAG
This is a messenger RNA of Ctenocephalides felis (cat flea), 888 nucleotides long. Its product is annotated as pancreatic triacylglycerol lipase-like. Gene Ontology annotation, molecular function: lipase activity. The record is from RefSeq and is a predicted model, not a curated record. Lineage: Eukaryota; Metazoa; Arthropoda; Insecta; Siphonaptera; Pulicidae. The transcript has 2 exons. Bases 1 to 888 code for a protein of 295 amino acids.